Messenger RNA from Sorghum bicolor (sorghum), 3780 nucleotides. Its product is annotated as probable histidine kinase 3. Bases 109 to 3126 code for a protein of 1005 amino acids. NCBI's taxonomy places the organism in Eukaryota, Viridiplantae, Streptophyta, Magnoliopsida, Poales, Poaceae. The transcript is spliced from 12 exons. The record is from RefSeq and is a predicted model, not a curated record. Gene Ontology annotation, molecular function: phosphorelay sensor kinase activity. Gene Ontology annotation, biological process: phosphorylation; phosphorelay signal transduction system.
CGGGCCUCGUCCGCCGGAGAAGAACCAUCAUCAUCAUCAGCCGCAGCGCCAGCGCCCGGGAGGAGAUGUAGCUCUAGCUCCGCGGCCCGCGAGGAAAAGGAACGGGGAAUGACCGUUACGGCACGCGGGAGGAGCGGCGGCGGGGUCGGGAUGGAGGAGAAGUGCGACGCGCCCGGGUUCGGCUUCCUGGGCCUCGACCGGAUGCGCGUCCUCCUGCCGCCGCUCCGCCUGCCGGAGAAGCUGUCGGCCAGCAGGACGCUGCGGACGCACCUCUUCACCAACUACCGGAUGCGCAAGGUGCGGGACAGCUCCAGGUGGCUCAUCCCGCUCUGGGUCACCAUCUGGGUCUUCAUCGCCUCCCUCCUCUACCUCCGGAUGAGCUACCAGGCCGUCGACAAGCGCCGGGAGUCGCUCGCCAUCAUGUGCGACGACCGCGCGCGCAUGCUCCAGGACCAGUUGAACGUCAGCAUGAACCACCUCCAGGCGCUCGCCAUCCUCGUCUCCACCUUCCACCACUCCAAGACACCCUCCGCCAUCGACCAGAAAACGUUCGCGUGGUACGCGGAGAGGACGGCGUUCGAGCGGCCGCUCACGAGCGGGGUCGCGUAUGGGGUCAAGGUCACGCACGCCGAGCGGGAGCAGUUCGAGCGCCAGCAGGGAUGGAGCAUCAAGAAGAUGUACUCCUCCAAAACCAAGAAGCAGUCGCAGGGACAAGGGAACGGCGAGGACGCCGAGGUGCGGGAGCCGGCGGAGGAGUAUGCUCCCGUAAUCUUCGCGCAGGACGCCUACAAGCACGUCAUCUCCUUCGACUUGCUAUCCGGCGCCGAUGACCGCGACAACGUGCUCCGAGCUAGAGAAUCUGGGAAGGGUGUUCUUACUGCUCCUUUCAAGUUGCUCAAUAAUCGCCUCGGAGUGAUCUCCACCUACGCUGUGUACAAGUAUGAGCUUCCCCCAAAUGCCACGCCACAGGAUCGCAUUCAGGCUGCUAUAGGCUAUUUAGGUGGCAUAUUUGACAUUGAAGCGCUUGUUGAUAAGUCGCUUCACCAGCUCGCGGGCAAGCAAUCCAUCAUGGUGAACGUGUAUGAUACUACUAAUGAGAAACCGAUCAGUAUGUAUGGUUCAAAUGAUACAGGAAGUGGCAUGUGCCAGGUCAGCACACUGAACUUUGGUGAUCCGACGAGGAAGCAUGAGAUGCACUGCAGGUUCAUUCAGAGCCCACCUUGGCCUUGGCUGGCAAUAACGACAUCAAUUGGAAUUUUUGUGAUUGGUUUACUGGUUGGAUACAUAGUUUAUGCUACUGCAAAACGGAUUGCCAGAGUUGAAGAUGACUUUCAGGAGAUGAGUUUGCUCAAGAAGCGCGCAGAGGAUGCAGAUAUUGCCAAGUCACAGUUCUUGGCUACCGUUUCUCAUGAGAUCAGAACUCCAAUGAAUGGUGUUCUAGGGAUGCUCCAAAUGCUCAUGGAUACUGAUUUGGACACAACACAACAAGACUAUGUUAGAACCGCACAAGCCAGUGGCAAAGCUUUGGUAUCUCUCAUCAAUGAGGUUCUUGAUCAGGCAAAGAUCGAGUCUGGUAAACUUGAGCUUGAGGCGGUACCAUUCGAUCUUAGAACAGUUUGUGAUGACAUUUUGUCUCUCUUCUGUGGGAAAGCUCAGGAGAAAGGACUGGAGUUGGCAGUGUUUGUUUCUGACCAAGUUCCACAAACACUAAUUGGCGAUCCAGGCAGAAUAAGGCAAAUCAUUACAAAUCUUGUUGGAAACUCUAUAAAAUUCACAGAGAAGGGUCAUAUCUACUUGACUGUUCAUGUCGUUGAGGAGAUUAUGCAUUGUUUGGAGGUUGAGACCACAAAUACCUUAAGUAGGUACCCAGUGGCAAACAGGAAGCGCAGUUGGGAAAACUUUCAACUUUUUAGUAGGGAACUGAACUCCUCCGAGAUGCCUUUUGCACCCGGUGCAUCAGACUCAAUAAGCUUGAUAAUAUCAGUUGAAGAUACGGGUGUUGGAAUCCCGCCCGAUGCUCAGUCCCGUGUCUUCACCCCUUUCAUGCAAGUAGGUCCAUCCAUUGCUCGCAUCCAUGGGGGCACUGGUAUUGGAUUAAGCAUCAGCAAAUGCUUGGUCGGCCUCAUGAAGGGAGAGAUUGGAUUUGCAAGUAAACCCCAAGUCGGUUCUACUUUCACCUUCACUGCAGUGCUUACGAGGGCCCACUCCAGUGGAAAUGAGAAUAAAUCAUCAGAGUUUAAAGAGAUCAAUGCAUUGGUGGUAGAUCAUAGACCGGUCCGUGCCAAGGUUACUAAGUACCAUUUGCAGAGACUGGGGGUUCACACCGAAUUGACAACUGACCUAGAUCAGUAUAUUUCUAAAAUUAAUUGUGGAUCACAGAUUGCAAAGCUUGUGCUCAUUGACAAAGAAACCUGGCUGGAGGAAUCCCACUCUAUGCCUCAUUUGGUUACUAAAUUGAGGAACAAAGAUCAGCCAGACUCUACAAAGUUAUUUCUUUUGGAGAACCCUAAAAGUUCUGUCAAAAGCAGUUUGCAUAUAUUCAGGGAAUAUAACUUGAAUGUAAUUAUGAAGCCACUUCGUGCAAGCAUGCUUCAGGUUUCCCUACAAAGAGCAUUGGGUGGGAUAGAUAAACUGCAUUGCAGGAAUGGGGUAGUUGGCAAUUCAACACUUGGCAGCCUUCUUCACAAGAAACGAAUCAUAGUGGUUGAUGACAACAUUGUAAAUCUCAAGGUUGCUGCAGGCGCUCUGAAGAAAUAUGGCGCAGAAGUAACUUGUGCUGAUAGUGGGAAGAAAGCAAUCACACUGCUGAAACCUCCUCACAGAUUUGAUGCUUGUUUCAUGGACAUACAGAUGCCCGAAAUGGAUGGAUUUGAAGCCACGAGAAGGAUUAGAGUGAUGGAAAGAGAUCUAAAUGAGCAAAUAGAACGUGGAGAAGCCCCACUGGAGUGCGCAGGGGUCCGGCAGUGGCGAACUCCAAUAUUAGCCAUGACAGCAGAUGUUAUUCAGGCGACACAUGAACAAUGCUUAAAAUCUGAAAUGGACGGUUAUGUUUCCAAGCCAUUCGAGGGCGAGCAAUUGUACAGAGAAGUAGCUCGCUUUUUCCUAAAUCAAGACCAAGUUCAGUAGGUAGGCUUAUAUGGAGUGUAAAAUAGUGGAGGAUAUCGGCAACGGUUCACCUGUCGAGGCUGAAAGAAUUUUGUCAGAGAUCUUAGUUCUUGAGAGUGGGCAUCAAUUCGCAGAGUUAGGGGCCCUAUUAAAACACUAGAAAUGCUGGGAUGUGGCCUCCAGUUAGGUGGAAACACUUUAGGCUGGAGAUGGAACCACCCAUGUUCGGUUCCUUGGUACACCUGAUCAAGCUGCAAAACUAAAUGGGCAGUGUCUUGAAAUAAAGAUGCAUGUGCAGCAAUUUACUCGACAAUUUGCUGAGGUCAAGGCGUGUGAAAAACUUCAGCUGCAUUCACUAACAGCAGAUGUCCUCUGCCACUAUAAUAUAGAGUAGGGAGAGAAGUUUUCCUUCCCCCGGAAGGUACGGCUGUACAUAUUAGGUAUUGGUUGUUUGUGCAGGCAUUUUUGUAUGCAUCAUCUUCGGUCUGUAUGGGUCGAAGCUGUAAAUUGUAAAUGACACAUUCAAAGAUGGAAGUUUUGUUUGACAAAACAUCAGCUGCCAUCAGCUUGUCGUCCUGAGUUUCUCUCCUGCUACUGGUUCUCUCAACCAGCCAAUUAUUACACUGAAAACUGCCUGUUGGUGUGGCUUUAUCUGAUGAAAUAGCUUUUGCCUGA